AUGAUCGCGUACAAGCGCGCGGUCGACCAAGCCGGCGCCAGCUUCGCCGGCCACGUCGUUGAGUGGGUCGACAUGCGCAAGAAUGAAGAAGCAGAUGCGCUAGCCAGACUCGGGUCCAAGCGACUCCAACCUCCUCCAGGCGUCUUCCUCGAUAUCCUCAGCCACCCCUCGGUGCGCGCACCUCCCGAGCGGGACAUCGCCGAGCCUCCUGCGCCCGACUCCAUCCUAGUCGCACUCGCCUCCGAUAGCGAUGACUGGACGGAGCCAUACCUAAGCUACCUCGAACGCCAGGUGCUGCCAAUGGAUGAAACGGAGGCACGAGCGAUCGUACUCAGGUGCAAGUAUUUCACCAUUAUCAACAACGAGUUAUACAAGCGCAGCGUCUCGGGGGUAUUCCAGCGGUGCGUCGGCACCGACGAAGGACGCAAGAUCCUGCGCGACAUCCACGCAGGGGACUGCAGCCACCAUGCAGGCGCGCGCUCAAUCGUCGCCACCUUCCGGCGUGGCUUCUAUUGGCCAACAGCCCACGAAGACGCAGUCGCGCUCGUCCGCUCGUGCGCCGGAUGCCAAAAAUAUGCAAGCCAGUCGCACAUGCCGGGAUCAGCACUGAAGACCAUCCCCCUCACCUGGCCGUUCGCCGUCUGGGGCCUGGACAUGGUAGGGAAAUUCAAAACAGCCCCCGGCGGGUACACUCACCUCUUAGUCGCGGUGGACAAAUUCACCAAAUGGGUAGAAGCAAAACCCAUCAAGAAGUGCGACGGAAAGACAACCACCAAGUUCCUACGGGAGAUGGCCGAUUUCUGCGAGGACAAAGGCAUCCGACUCGAGCUCGCAUCGGUCGCACACCCCGAGUCAGACGGCCAAGCGGAAAGAGCAAACCAGAGCAUCCUCCACUGA
Molecule: messenger RNA, 897 nt
Organism: Lolium perenne
Lineage: Eukaryota; Viridiplantae; Streptophyta; Magnoliopsida; Poales; Poaceae
Biological process (GO): DNA integration
Molecular function (GO): nucleic acid binding
Source: RefSeq, a predicted model, not a curated record